Chanos chanos (milkfish) is the source of this 401-nucleotide messenger RNA. It is a transcript of the gene smim8, whose product is annotated as small integral membrane protein 8. NCBI's taxonomy places the organism in Eukaryota, Metazoa, Chordata, Actinopteri, Gonorynchiformes, Chanidae. Bases 109 to 393 code for a protein of 94 amino acids. The record is from RefSeq and is a predicted model, not a curated record. The transcript has 2 exons.
AGUACUUGGGUUUGCUUUGUAUUACUUACUUGCGUGUGCACAUCUUAGUAAUCAGACUUUGUCUGCGUGAAGUAACCAACUGUCCGCACCAAGAUCUUUCAAAUCAACAUGUCACCGUCAGAAACUGGUGGCAAAGGGACGCCUAUUGAACAAAACUUUAAGACUCCGGGGUUGAGAGGGGCCAAAACAACAACACUGUUCCGUGCUGUCAACCCUGAACUCUUCAUUAAGCCUAAUAAACCGGUCAUGGCUUUUGGACUUGUGACAAUUUCCCUGUGUGUUGGAUACCUUGGCUAUCUUCAUGCGACCAAGGAGAACAAUCAAGAGUUUUAUGAAGCCAUUGACAGCGAAGGCGAGAGGUACAUGAGGAGAAAAACUUCAAAAUGGGACUAACAGCACUG